This is a messenger RNA of Leptosia nina, 777 nucleotides long. The record is from the annotation of a GenBank genome assembly. Lineage: Eukaryota; Metazoa; Arthropoda; Insecta; Lepidoptera; Pieridae.
AUGAUUAUAAACAGAAUAUUGAGAUUAAGUAAUUCUUUAUUCCAUCGUGACUCACUUUUCCUGUUUGCUCAUACUCAAACAUGUCCAACAAGAAAAAGACCUGUCUGUCCAUCAUCUGGCUCUACUUCUUCAGACACACCCGGAGGUGGCACAGCAAUCAAACGUAGAGCCGAACCUGGGAAAGUUCGUCUCGGCAUGUUCCCAGAUGACUGGUUCACAUUUUUUCACAGCAAGACUGGUGUUAGCGGGCCAUACAUACUCGGUAUAUUGCUGACGAACUACAUGUUCAGUAAAGAAAUCUACGUCAUGGAACACGAGUAUUACGCCGGUCUUUCAAUCUUUGUAAUCAUCGUUGGGAUCACCAAAAACUUCGGGAAAGACAUCGGGAAGGUCCUCGAUUCUGAAAUAGAUGCACUGGAGAAUGAACUCAACCAAGGAAUUAAGAAUCAGCUGAACUUGUAUGAGACAGUAAUAAAAGAUUGUCAAGAAAUGCAAAAGCAGGCGAAGGGACAACAGAUGUUAAUGGACGCGAAGAAAGAGAAUGUGAGCAUGCAGUUAGAAGCAGUGUACAGAGAGAGGUUGAUGCAAGCGUACAAUGCAGUCAAAGGCCGAUUGGAAUACCACUCUAAGCGAACGAGAGUACUGAAUAGGAUUCACCAGAAAUGGAUGCUGGAAUGGAUUCUAGAUAAUGUGAGAAAAUCUAUAACACCAGAUUUUGAGAAGCAAGCACUUAAUCGCGCAAUAGAAGACUUGUCUGCGAUGGCUGGGCGUGCUUAG